AUGUCCGACAAAGACCUCCUCAACAUCGUAUCCCAAGAACUCGCCGGGACUCAGUAUGCCUCGUCCUCUCUAACCCCACUAAGCGGGGGAACCGCCAACUUUGUCUAUCGGGCUCAGCUCAAUCAACCGCUCCAAGAUGGAACAAUAUCCGUUAUAGUGAAGCAUACAGAGGCAUUCAUUGCCCUUAAUCGGGAAUUCAAACUCCCGGCUGAACGCUGUCUUUUCGAAGAAUCCAUCUUGAAGGCCCUCGAUGGGCUGCCUAGCAAACAGAGCAGCAGCAACAAUACUGACGCGCAAACUCAGGAAGUGACAGUUAAAACGCCUCGUCUCUUCUCCUUCAACCGCCAAACAAACACUGCUGUUAUAGAAGAUCUUCCAGAUUCUCUGGACCUCAAGUCCUUCUUAAUCUCCACGGCCGCUUCCAACAACGUCACCCAAGAAUGGGCAUCAUCCAUAGGCCGUGCACUAGGGAACUGGCUACGAUCAUUCCAUCACUGGGCUGAAAAUGAGGCCCAAUCAGGGAUUGCGGCCGAGAUGGACAAGAACCAGUAUAUGAGAGACUUGAAGUUCAUGGUCAACUAUGAUGCUCUGGUGAAUACAAUUGAUAAAUAUCCCACUAUACUGGGAGAUUCCCGGGAUGUGUUCAGCAACGUUCGGGAAAUGGCGGCCGCAGAGCUGAGUCGAAAGAACGGAAAUGGGUUUGGGAUAAUCCAUGGUGAUUUUUGUGUCCUCAUUCCCAAAACGGCCCUCGAACAACAGUCCCACCUUCCUCUAUUCAUCAUCGACUGGGAACUUUGCCAUUGCGGUGCUCGUGCCCUCGAUCUGGGCCAGAUGUUCGCUGAGCUCUACCUGCUGAAGCAUUUCAAGGACAUCGAUGCCGCGACGUGGAUUAUCCAAGGCUUCAUGAAGGGAUACCAGGAACUGGAUGAUGAGACGGCCUUUCGGGUAUUGAUUCACGUUGGCGUCCAUUUCAUUGCCUGGGCACCCCUAAUCCCUGGCUGGGGUACGUCGCAGCAGAUUGAAGAUGCUGUUCGUCUGGGUAGAGAUAUUGUCACCAAGGCAUGGGAAAAGGACAGGAGCUGGUUUGAAGGGGUAUGGAAGUCACUGUUUCGAGAUCGGUAGAUCGUUCAGAAUCUAAACUCUGUUCUCUAUGUAUCUAAUCAGCCGUGAUAUUGGGUGGCACGGUGAGAGACAAUUCACCUACCUGGCCCCACCCUUGAACCAUGAGCCAAGCUAUCAAGGAGACUUGACCGAGAAACCGUGCACAUUUCCGGUUUAUUCAGUGACAGAAUUCUUUUUUUCUAAGAAUAGGCGUACCCUACCUUAUUGGGUAGUUGGGUCAAACGGCGGGCCUUUCUGCACCCCAACCCCAGUGAUCGUGUUUUUGCUUCCUCCCAGCAUCUCAUCAUUAGACACUGACCACCUCACUGAAUACCUACAAGCCAUGGCUCCAUCUAAGAAG
Molecule: messenger RNA, 1462 nt
Organism: Aspergillus eucalypticola CBS 122712
Lineage: Eukaryota; Fungi; Ascomycota; Eurotiomycetes; Eurotiales; Aspergillaceae
Exons: 3
Coding region: 1-1122 (373 amino acids)
Source: RefSeq, a predicted model, not a curated record